CCCGCCAUGGAGCUUGGCCCCGACGGCCCCGCCGCCCCCGGCCCCGCUGCCAUCCGCGAGGGCUGGUUCCGCGAGACGUGCAGCCUGUGGCCCGGCCAGGCCCUGUCUCUGCAGGUGGAGCAGCUGCUACACCAUCAACGCUCGCGGUACCAGGAUAUCCUCGUCUUCCGCAGUAAGAGCUACGGAAAUGUGCUGGUGUUGGACGGCGUUAUCCAGUGCACCGAGAGAGACGAGUUCUCCUACCAGGAGAUGAUCGCCAAUCUGCCGCUCUGCAGCCACCCCAACCCACGCAAGGUGCUAAUCAUUGGGGGCGGGGAUGGAGGCGUCCUGCGGGAGGUGGUCAAGCAUUCCUCUGUGGAGUCUGUGGUCCAGUGCGAGAUUGACGAGGAUGUCAUUCAAGUCUCCAAGAAGUUCCUGCCCAGCAUGGCCAUUGGCUACUCCAGCUCAAAGCUGACCCUACACGUGGGUGAUGGUUUUGAGUUCAUGAAACAGAACCAGGACGCCUUCGAUGUCAUCAUCACUGACUCCUCAGAUCCCAUGGGUCCUGCUGAGAGCCUCUUCAAGGAGUCCUACUACCAGCUCAUGAAGACUGCCCUCAAGAAAGACGGCAUUCUCUGCUGCCAGGGCGAGUGCCAAUGGCUGCACCUGGACCUCAUCAAGGAGAUGCGGCACUUUUGCAAGUCUCUCUUCCCAGUGGUGGACUACGCCUACUGCACCAUCCCCACCUACCCCAGCGGCCAGAUCGGCUUCAUGCUGUGCAGCAAGAACCCAAGCACCAACUUCCGGGAGCCCUUGCAGCUACUGAUGCAGAAGCAGGUAGAAGAGAUGCAGCUGAAAUACUACAACUCCGAUGUGCACCGGGCAGCCUUCGUCCUCCCUGAGUUUGCCCGGAAGGCCCUGAAUGAUGUGAGCUGAGCCGGGGUACUGCUGCUGACGCCGCCCACAACCUCGGACAGGGAGCCUCUGGGGCACCUGGGUCCCGCCAGCCCCGGACAAGACCCCUGCUGGCUUGCCCACCAACUGACUGUUACAUGGCCCCAGAACGCUGUCCGGCUGGCCCUGCCGGGUGGACUGUCUGUCUUCCUCUGGGUGGCGUUCAGCCACCAAACCUAUACCAGCUGUGUACAGCAUCUCCCCCACCUCUGUUGCCCCUCACUCACCAAACACAUGUAUUUAUAACAAAA
This is a messenger RNA of Dama dama (fallow deer), 1184 nucleotides long. It is a transcript of the gene SRM, whose product is annotated as spermidine synthase. The coding region runs from base 7 to 915 and encodes 302 amino acids. Gene Ontology annotation, cellular component: cytosol. Gene Ontology annotation, biological process: spermidine biosynthetic process. The transcript has 8 exons. Gene Ontology annotation, molecular function: spermidine synthase activity. The record is from RefSeq and is a predicted model, not a curated record. NCBI's taxonomy places the organism in Eukaryota, Metazoa, Chordata, Mammalia, Artiodactyla, Cervidae.